Molecule: messenger RNA, 363 nt
Organism: Protopolystoma xenopodis
Lineage: Eukaryota; Metazoa; Platyhelminthes; Monogenea; Polystomatidea; Polystomatidae
Source: the annotation of a GenBank genome assembly
AUGGUUUCAUUUACUUUCGGUCUGCGACAUGCUUUGUUUCGACUUCACCUUCCAGUUCGAAGGAUAAGUUGGUUGGAAGCAAUUCGUGAAUUGGUCUCAUUGGGUUGUCGGCUUGUCGGUGAGUCGGGCAGACCAAGGAAGAGACAAUGGGCGAGCAGUAGCGAUCGCGCUCGGCCAAUCAGACAAGGCCUGCUGCAGAUGGUUUCACCGGUUGCCUCGUUUCAAUUCGUCUGGACGGACGCGCAUUCGAUACCAUUCGACGCCGGUGCUCAAUCUCAUCCUCACCAACGUGGCUCCAGAACGACAGUUGCCUGCACCACCGGCACAUCCAGACAGACUUGGUCGAGAGGGCUUCGACGAUGA